UCGUGUCACAGCGACGUGCAGCCGUGGGGCGGGGAAGACGAGGCGGUGGUGGUGGUGGCGGCGGCGGUCGCGGCGGUCGCGGCGGCGGCGGCGGCGGCGGCGGCAGCACGGACACGGACGCAAUUUGGCUGGAGCGGAGGUGGUCGCGGUAGCGGCUGGAGCGGGCUCUGCCCCCCUCCCUCCUCCGCUCCCCCUCCUUCCCCCCCUCCCCUCCGAAGAGGCAGAGCCAGGCGCAGAGAGGCGGCGACAAGUUCCGGGGCUGCACAACUGUUUUGAGAGAACAUCCUCCCAGAAGAGGGAACAGAAGGAGAAACAUCUUUGCAAACAAGACCUUGGUAUCCCAUGAACGAAACAGCAGAUCUCGUAUCGGGGUGCAACUGUGCUCCGGAGCCAGUUACAAGGCUCAGAAAAGGUUACCAAUUUGAUGUUUCAGGAAAAGGUCAUAAUGACAGCCACCAAGGAGAAGAUAUGGAGCCCCUUUUAGUGGCAUCUGUUCCCUGUUCCCACUUCAAAAAAAAGUCUGAGGAGCAUGAGUGCAAUAAUGGACCAUCUCAGGAAGAUGAGGGGUUUAUGGGUAUGUCCCCCCUCUUACAAGCUCACCAUGCUAUGGAAAGAAUGGAGGAAUUUGUCUGUAAGGUAUGGGAAGGCCGAUGGAGGGUUAUUCCUCAUGAUGUACUGCCUGACUGGCUAAAAGACAACGAUUUCCUUUUGCAUGGGCACAGGCCUCCUAUGCCUUCUUUCCGGGCCUGUUUCAAGAGCAUCUUCAGAAUACACACAGAGACGGGCAACAUCUGGACGCACCUCUUAGGUUGUGUUUUCUUCCUAUGCCUGGGGAUCUUCUACAUGUUUCGUCCAAACAUCUCCUUUGUGGCUCCAUUACAAGAGAAAGUGGUCUUUGGGUUAUUCUUCCUGGGAGCCAUUCUCUGCCUUUCUUUCUCAUGGCUUUUCCACACUGUUUACUGCCACUCAGAAUCAGUCUCCCGGAUCUUCUCAAAACUGGAUUACUCUGGCAUUGCCCUCCUGAUCAUGGGAAGUUUUGUUCCUUGGCUUUAUUACUCCUUCUACUGUAAUCCACAGCCCUGCUUCAUCUACUUGAUUGUCAUCUGUGUGCUGGGGAUAGCAGCCAUCAUUGUCUCCCAGUGGGACAUGUUUGCCACCCCUCAGUAUCGGGGGGUGAGAGCAGGAGUGUUUCUGGGCUUGGGCCUAAGUGGAAUCAUUCCUACACUGCACUAUAUCUUUUCGGAGGGGUUCCUGAAGGCUGCCACCAUUGGACAGAUAGGCUGGCUGCUGCUCAUGGCCUGCUUGUACAUCACUGGAGCUGCACUCUAUGCUGCCCGGAUCCCAGAGCGCUUCUUCCCUGGAAAGUGUGACAUCUGGUUUCACUCCCAUCAGCUCUUUCACAUCUUUGUGGUUGCUGGGGCUUUUGUGCACUUCCAUGGUGUCUCAAACCUCCAGGAGUUCCGUUUCAUGAUUGGUGGGGGCUGCAGCGAGGAGGACGCACUGUAAAACCUGCCAGUGUCCCCGGACCAUAACCCAGAACCAGGGCCAGCAACAGCUGUGGUCCAUAUUGACUGGCUAUUGAUGCAAAACACCAGAAAGAGCCCCGCAACUUUGAAACCCAUCUGGGCAUCGAGGCUUCCCAGGGGCUGGACGUGGUACAUGAUAGAGAAGAGAAAACAAAAAUAAAUCAUACCUCAAAGGAUGGAGUGCAUCAAUUUGGAGAAAAGGAGAUACACACUCAAACUUAACUUAUUCUUAGGAAUCUACAGAUUGAGGGCCAUGGAGGACCCUUGGCAAACUGGCUUCUGUUCAAUGCCAUAUUUAUUUGUAGAAGAUGGGGGCAUCUUAGUUGGCUGUUCUUCUUUUUCCCUUCUCUGUUGCUUCUCUCUUCUCUUCUCUUCUCUUCUCUUCUCUUCUCUUCUCUUCUCUUCUCUUCUCUUCUCUUCUCUUCUCUUCUCUUCUCUUCUCUUCUCUUCUCUACUCUUCUCUUCUCUUCUCUCCUCUUCUCUCUCCCCUUUUCUCCCCUCCUCCCCUCUCUUUUUUAAAAAAUCAACCACAAUUUGGGGUAAACAUUUAUAUCUUGCUAAGGGGAAGGGGUGUGAUUUUAGAUGCUCUUUUGGGAAAACAAAGAAAUUAAUGUAAAUAAGAUUUCUAACUUUCUGUUUAAAAAAGAAUUUAUAUAAAUGUUUAAAACAGGGGGUGGGGUAGGGGAAUUUUUGUAAAGAAUGAAACAUGCAAGUACCACACACUGUUUCAAUUUUGCACAAAGGAGGCUGUAGGUGCGACCCCUAUUAUAGUAAUGCAUUGGUGGUAUCAAGGUGCCUCUCCAAAGGCUUGAAUACCUUGGGCUAUAUUGGUACAGAGGCUAUGGCAGGCCCAGCCCAGUGUCUAGUGACUACUCUUAUCCCUGGGAUUCUUGGGGCAGUGAACUAGAGGGUUACUGUAUGUGUCUUUUUAGUGAGAGCAACAUAUAAAUGGACAAGAUAGUGUGGAAAGGUCCACAAGUACCCUUCUGCACAAAGUCUGGGUGCUUUUGUGGGAUCUUGCUUUCUUGUCUUAGCAGGUGCUGUUAGUGACAUUCCUAAGAACUAGAAUCACCUCUUUGAGAAAAAGUGUUUAGGUCUGUACUCAGGCAAUCCAUGCAGGGGAUACACGCUGUAGGAGAUGAUGGGGAAGAAAAGCUUUCAAUUUAGCACUGGGGCAAUGUGAGUACUUUGCUGGCAGCUUAUCUGAUUUUUGUGGUAUUGUUUAUCUUUGGAUGGUGAGCUGCAUCAGUUUCCUAUAUCCUUUCUCUGGGAGCUCUGUGACACUUAAAAACCUCUGUGUUGAAAUCACCGCUCUAAUUCUACCUUUCUUCCCACUGAGAGAGUGAAUACUUCUCCCUGGUGUCUUGGUUGAUAGAAUAAAGACAGCCAUCAAAACCAGGAUUCAUUUUGUCCUGGUGCCUCUUAAAUUCAUUUACAUAGAUUGUGAAUACCCUUCAAUUUGUAAAGAUGGUUUUUUAAUCUUUGGCAUACUCACUUCCUGAGCCCUUUUCUUGAAGAGGAAAAUCAGCCAUACCAUCUUAAAUCCAAAUUUAAUACCCACUUUCCCUUUUUGGGGAACAACCUGGUCCCCUUUCUGCAACACUUGUUAAACGUCUGUCUUUCGGGGAUUAUAAGAGGAAGCUUGCUAGGGAGAUUGUAUAGGAUCCUUGGGAUAAUGUCCUAAAAAAGCAAUUUGAAAUAGAAAAAAAAAAUUAUUUAUGACUCCUGUUCUGGCAGAGAGAGUGGGUGAAGUUCUAAGAAACUGCAGCUUCAGUUUUAAGUAAAUUCUGAAGUGGCUUGUUUAACAGGUAGAAACCUUAAAUUACUUGUAAACUUGGGAUCAUGGGUAUUGGAACCAAAUGAUGAGGCAGCAAGCAUAACAGCUAGCUACUGUAUUAAUGUUCAAUGAAACAAGAAAGACUCAUUUGGUAGAAAGUUUUUUUUUUCUGUGUACUUUUGCUCUCUUCUCCCCUUCUGACUCCUGGAUCUCUGAAGAUGCCUUAUGUAAAGUGAGCAGAAACUAGAGGCCAAGGAGAAUGGAUCCGUGGUAGAACCUGGGAGAAGAUUAAAAGUAUUUGGUUCUGAUUGAAGUCAUUGCCCUGGGCACCACCAGGACUGAGCACAGAAAGCUCAGGUGAAUGGCAUACAUCCUGAGGGGAUGAAGAGCAGUAUUAAUCCCUCUGAGGAAGUGGGGUCCAUCAGGACAAGAGCCACCUGAGAGGAAGCUUAUUCAGUUCCACAGAAGCAACAGUUAGUAACAGAAGCCCAAUUAAUUUUUCUGUAAUGCACUUUGGGUUACAGUAUAAUAGGUCCCUGUAUCACAUAAUCACUGGUGCCAGUCACCCUGUGCACCUUAAAGGAGGGAGGUGAGCCUGGUCUGAUAGAGCACAAACCCCUGGGGAAAAAAAUUAAAACUCUACCUAUCCUCAAUCCAGUGGAAGCUCUCCCUCUUUAGGGUGUGUAUGUAUGUGUUCUGUGUGCGCGCACAUGCGUGCGUGUGUGUGUGUGUGUGUGUGUGUUUGUAUAUUACCAAGAGCCUCCCUGUGCAUUUUGUUCUACUGUGCUAGCUGAGAACUCUCACCAGGUUGGCACCUGAAUGCCUUACUCUCAGCGAUCAGAGGCUUCCUUGCUCUGUGUGAAUUUUUAUUUAAUUUUCUUUUGGUCAUAGGUUAGGACCUCUAUGGUGUCUUUCUUUUCCCCAUUUAAUAGUGGCCUUGUUCAGUAUGUCCUUCCCCCCCUUGCCCCCCAAAUUACUGAAGCCACAAAGCACAUUCUUGGGGAUCAUGGAGGGUUGGGGUUCCAGAACGGCAUCUGUGAUAUUUCCAUUCACCAUGGGAUCUCUCAACUUGCUGUAUUCUUAAUUUCUGCUAAUAAAAGAAUAAAAUGAAAAUUGAGUCAA
Messenger RNA from Trichosurus vulpecula (common brushtail), 4425 nucleotides. RefSeq names its product adiponectin receptor 2 (gene ADIPOR2). Gene Ontology annotation, cellular component: plasma membrane. Gene Ontology annotation, molecular function: signaling receptor activity. NCBI's taxonomy places the organism in Eukaryota, Metazoa, Chordata, Mammalia, Diprotodontia, Phalangeridae. The transcript is spliced from 8 exons. The record is from RefSeq and is a predicted model, not a curated record. Gene Ontology annotation, biological process: adiponectin-activated signaling pathway. Bases 343 to 1506 code for a protein of 387 amino acids.